CGUGUAGAAGAAGAAACAGAUAAGGAAGUAGACAUCUAACACAUAAGUAUGGAGAGCCCGGAGUUAACUUUUAGUCUAGCAUACAUAGUAUUCUCGCUGUGCUUCGUGUUUACCCCCAACGAGUUCCGCUCGGCCGGUUUGACCAUCCAGAAUCUAUUUUCGUCCUGGCUGGGGAGUGAGGACUUGGGCUUCAUCCAGUACCACGUCAGGAGGACCAGUAUCACCAUACUGGUCCACUCCGCACUGCCGCUAGGUUACUACAUGGGGAUGUGUAUCGCUGCUCCUGAAAAAAACCUGGCAUACAUCCACCAGGUGAGUGAAAGCUGGAGAGCAUUUCUCCUCCUCUCUCUCUGCCUCCAGUUGGCCAGCUGGACACUCGUCAUCUACUGGUCCCGCCAUCACUGGCACAACCAUCCGAUCAGCCGGGCCCUGCAGGCCCACAUACAGCCUCCUCACUCCAACUGGGGCUCUGUAGCAUCCAGCAUCAACACUGAGUUCAGACGUAUAGAUAAGUUUGCUACAGGGGCACCUGGAGCCAGAGUUAUUGUUACUGACAGCUGGGUUUUAAAGGUGACCACCUAUUACAUCUACAUGGCCUUACAGAGUGAAUGUCAUGUGACAGUGACGGAGUCCAGACAACACCAACUGAGUCCGGACUCGGCUGCCCCCACACAGAUCUUGACCCUGAGAGUGGACAGCAUUAACCCUGCUGUCAGACCCUUUGAUAUCAAGCUCAACUCUACAGAGUAUGCAGAGCUCAGGGAGAAGCUCCAUGCUCCCAUCAGAAACUCUCCCAAUGUAGUGAUCCACCAAACCAUGAGUGAACUCUUCUUAGAAACAUUUCGAGCUCAAGUGGAACUCAAUCAACCGUACAUCCCCCCCAGUGGACAGGAGAUGGAGCCCUGUAUCGGCUGUAUGCAGGUUCCAGCAAGCACCAAGCUGGUGAGAUUGUGCCACACAGAAGGAGCUGAUAAUGAGUCAGAGUGCCAGCAGUGUUUCUGCAGACCGAUGUGGUGUCUGUCCUGUCUGGGUCGAUGGUUCGCCAGCCGCCAAGACCAGCAAAGACCUGAGACCUGGUUGUCCAGCAGGGUCCCCUGCCCAACCUGUCGAGCCAAAUUCUGUAUACUGGACAUCUGUGUGGUCCACUGACACCUCAUACGUGCAGAUCCAAACAGACUUUAUCCUUUCAAACCCCUGAAAGAGAAGCAUUGGACAGGACUUUGGACUGAACUUAGUUAUGUACCUGCUUAUUGUAUGCUUUGAGUAAGGAGUGAUUGUUCAGAAUAAAGAUUGGUUCUGAAUA
This is a messenger RNA of Epinephelus moara (kelp grouper), 1303 nucleotides long. It is a transcript of the gene tmem129, whose product is annotated as transmembrane protein 129, E3 ubiquitin protein ligase. The record is from RefSeq and is a predicted model, not a curated record. NCBI's taxonomy places the organism in Eukaryota, Metazoa, Chordata, Actinopteri, Perciformes, Serranidae. Gene Ontology annotation, biological process: protein ubiquitination. The transcript is spliced from 7 exons. Gene Ontology annotation, molecular function: ubiquitin protein ligase activity. Gene Ontology annotation, cellular component: membrane; endoplasmic reticulum. The coding region runs from base 49 to 1149 and encodes 366 amino acids.